Phyllopteryx taeniolatus (common seadragon) is the source of this 2326-nucleotide messenger RNA. It is a transcript of the gene ccm2l, whose product is annotated as CCM2 like scaffold protein. The transcript has 11 exons. Lineage: Eukaryota; Metazoa; Chordata; Actinopteri; Syngnathiformes; Syngnathidae. Gene Ontology annotation, biological process: heart morphogenesis. Bases 177 to 2057 code for a protein of 626 amino acids. The record is from RefSeq and is a predicted model, not a curated record.
UGCUUCCUGCCAUCUCCUCGUGUGUGUGUGUGUCCCAACAAUAUGUAACAAAACAAUCAGUGUAGAGAGGCAAUGAAAAAGAAUUUAGAAAUGUGGAGGUAACGAUGGAAAGAAAACGUGUGCAAAUUUGAAGAAGUGAAAAUUUGAAAACCGGGACAGAACCCAGCUGAACUACAAUGGAUUAUGAACCCAAGAAAUCCAAAAAGGGUUUUGUGUCUCCCAUUAAGCGUCUGGUGUGGUCCAAAGCCAGUCGCAGGCCGGCGGAACGAGGCAGCGUUUACCGGCGCCCCCUGCACACCGUCCCCCUCUACCCUCCUGACUUCCUCAUCCACCCCGAAAGACUCAUCUUCGACUAUGUGGAGAAGGAGGUCAAGUUCCUAGGUCACCUGACCUGGGUGUCAGUUUCUCUGAACCCGUCCAGUCGAGAUGAACUCCUGCAACUGCUGGACACAGCGAGGCAGUUGAGGGUUUUGCCCUUGAAGACCAGCGUGGAGCAGGACUGCAUCUUAAGUCUGUCCGCUCGCUGUCUGCUGCUAACGUGGCGAGACAAUGAAAAGCUGCUGAUGAGGAUUCCCACGCACGAGAUCGCCGCCGCUUCCUACCUGAGAGAUGAUGCGCUGCACCUGCUGGUCCUCAAGACAGGUUUAAACGUGGACACUGUGGUUGCCGGGGACAACAGCCUGGACCGGAAGAAGCCAACGGGCAUCGACGGCCGACGUCAAACCGUGAGCUGCAACGCCGACCCUCGACCUUCGGGGGGUACGAUGGAGCGACGGCACACCAUUUGCGGAUUGGACUGGAGGCCGUCGCUAUCCAGGAGCAACCACGACAAGAACCAGAAUGUGGACAGAGGAGGCGGCGGCGGCGGCGGUGAGAGAGGAGGCGGCGCCGGCGGGAGUUUGGAAAGGAAGCGAGCAGGGGGGAGCUGGGAGAGGAGACAAUUCACACGGAAGACGGGCGGCAGCUGGGAGAGCCGUCGGCCGAGGCCAACGAGCGGGUUGGGGCCCGGAGGGGGAGGAAGCUGGGAGAGGCGGCACGGAGGAGGAGGAGGAAGCUGGGAGAGGCGAGGAGGAGGCGGCGCGGGAAGCUGGGAGCGGCGGCAGGCCUGCACCGGAAGCUGGGAGCGGGGCAAGAGCUACGGUAGCUGGGAGCGAAGGAACCACAACCCGCUGGAGCCCACCCCGUGCCCCGAUGCCUACUGCAACCUCGUCAUCCUGGCUGUGGAGAACCGGGAUGCUGCAGAAGAGUACUGUUCCCUCAUCUGCCAGAUGUUCCAGAUCAUUUACGGCCAUCAGACCAUCGAGUGCGUGGACAGAGCUGGAUUCCACCACACCAUGCCGGACCGCUACUGGCUGCAAAGGAGUGACAGCUGCCUGACCGACACGUCAUACAGUUAUGAUCCAGAGUACAGCUGCUGCAGUUCAUAUGAUGGAUCCCAGGAUGCGUUUGAGCUCUACUACAGCGAGACAUACAGCGAGAGUUCAUCGGUGUCUUUGCACGACUCCCAUCGCAGUCUGGGCUCGGCCAAUGACACAGGAGAGAGCAACCCCACCCUCAUGCUCAUGCAGGAGUACAUGAUCACGCUGAGGAACAAGCUGAAUGCUGUGGAGUUGCAACACUUUGCCGUCUUUCUGAGAGAAUACCGUCUGGGCUCAAACAUCAGCCACUUCUGCUCUGAGCUGCUGCAGCUGUAUGGAGACGAGCGCAAGUUUCUGUUGCUGGGCAUGCGACCGUUUAUCCCGGACAAAGACGUGGGAGUAUUUGAGAGCUUCCUCGAAAGUAUCGGAAUCCGUGAAGGUGGAAUUUUGACCGACAGUUUUGGACGGAUCAAACGCAGCAUGAGCAACACGUCGGCCACCGCCAUGAGAGGGUACGAGGGGCUGGGGGCGCAGUCGUCACAGUUCACAGGUCAAAAUGAAGCAAGGUACGACAGCUGCUCUCUGGCGUCAGGAUCUCAAGAGUUCAACCGCCGCAUCAAUGACAUCACACAUGACAUCCAGGCCCUCGGGUUCGGAGACGCACACGACGAUAUUGAGGAGGAAGACUACUACCUGUGAUUUAAGUAGCACUCUGAACAAUAGUCCAAAGCUAAUUAAUUAGCUUUAUUUCAGCUCCCAGGAGGCAGCUAAUAGCAUUUCUUCCUCACAGUUCUGUGAUUCGUGGAUUCAAACGUCAGCCGGUUCCGCCCUUCCUGUGUGGAGUUUGCAUAUUCUCCCCGUGUCUGUGUGGCUUUUCUCCGGGUACUCCGGCUUCCUCCAACAUUCCAAGAACGUACAUCUUCGUUUCAUUGAAGACUCUAAAUUCCAUAAAUCUGAGUGUGAAUGUU